Messenger RNA from Scheffersomyces amazonensis, 792 nucleotides. It is a transcript of the gene TRM9, whose product is annotated as tRNA (carboxymethyluridine(34)-5-O)-methyltransferase. The transcript has a single exon. The coding region runs from base 1 to 792 and encodes 263 amino acids. Gene Ontology annotation, cellular component: nucleus; cytoplasm. The record is from RefSeq and is a predicted model, not a curated record. Lineage: Eukaryota; Fungi; Ascomycota; Pichiomycetes; Serinales; Debaryomycetaceae. Gene Ontology annotation, biological process: tRNA methylation; tRNA wobble uridine modification. Gene Ontology annotation, molecular function: tRNA binding; tRNA (5-carboxymethyluridine(34)-5-O)-methyltransferase activity; S-adenosylmethionine-dependent methyltransferase activity.
AUGUCCGUUCCUUCAGUAUCUAUAGAAAAGGGUCUAGAUCCUGAGAGUCAGGAACAAGAUUAUGUUCAUACGAUUUAUAACGAAAUCGCUUCACAUUUCUCUCAAACAAGAUAUAAACCAUGGCCAAUAGUAGAAAAAUUUCUUAAAUCGAGACUAGAUUACUCUGUGGGUAUUGAUGUUGGAUGUGGUAAUGGGAAAUAUUUGGGCAUUAAUGAAAAGUUAUUUAUAAUAGGUACAGAUAGAUCAGAUGGCUUAAUUGAAUGUGCUCAAGGAAUUUCAAGUAACUAUAAUGUAGGAGUAGCUGAUGGUUUGAACUUGCCCCAUCCUGACAAUUCACUUGAUUUUGCGAUAUCUAUUGCCGUUAUACAUCACUUUGCUACGGAGGAAAGAAGAAUCGAAGCGAUUGCACAUAUACUUUCUAAGAUCAAAAGUGGUGGUGAGUUCUUAAUCUAUUGUUGGGCUCUUGAACAAGAGAAUUCUAGAAGAGGAUAUAAAGAAGGUGAUGAUCAAGAUAUUUUGAUACCUUGGGUACUAGCAAAGAAGCAAGAAAAGAAGCCAAAACAGCCACGAAGAAGAAAGCAACCUUCCAAUGAAGUAGUAGAGAAGGAUGAUCUAAAGCCAGAACUUAAUGUCAAUGAAACGCCUGAAAAUGAACCCGAGACAAAGUACAGAUACUAUCAUUUAUACAAAAAGGGAGAAUUAGUAGACAAUGCCCUCAGGACAAAACAGUGCACCAUAGUAGAAGAAGGUUAUGAAAAGGAUAACUGGUGGGUCAUAGUUAAAAAGAUUUAG